AUCUUGGUAGUGGAAGAAAAGCUUAACCCAUCUUCCUUAUCAAUGUUACCUGGGUCAUCACUUGUUGUUUGAAGGUGCCCCCCCUCUCUGCUUUUAGGGUCAUAUAUGUUAACAAAAGAGCGCCAUCAUUUCCAUCCCUUCUUGAUUAGUUCCUUGGCUAUUGAUUAACCUUGAAUAACUCGAAUUGCACGUCUCCUUUUCUAUUUUGCAUAAAAAAAAUUCUAGCUUGAUACAAAAAAUGGGUCUCUCAAGUCUCCCAACUCCAUCAGAAGGAGUGCUAUGUAUACUCUUGGUGAACACAGCUUUAUCCAUAUCUAUAGUUAAAGGCAUAAUCCGUUCGAUCCUUCACAUUGUCGGUAUCCAUCUCUCGUCGUCAUCCUCCUCCUCAGAUUCUGCUGAAAAUCUGUCGGAACCUUUUGAGUUCCACCUCAAUACUCCUGAUAGUUACAUUGAGGAGUUUCGGAGUAAGACCCCGGCGAUACAGUUUGAUGCUGUGUAUAGCUGCAAGCGGCCACAGCAUGACUGUUUGGUUUGCCUGACUCAGUUCGAGCCGAAAUCGGAGAUCAACCACUUGUCUUGUGGCCAUCUCUUUCACAAGGCGUGCUUGGAAAAGUGGUUGAAUUAUUGGAAUGUUACAUGCCCUAAAUGCAGGAAUCCUCUGCUGCCUGAAGGGUUUCUGAUGUUACAUGCAGUCUCUAUAGUUCAUGGAGAUUUUGUUCUCUUUAUUACAGCCUUGUUCAUGGAGAUUGAGAAGGUUAUCCAACGUCAUGUCUGCAACAAUAACAGCCAUACAAAUACUGCACGCUUCUCUGCUUGUACUACAAAAUAUGAACUCUGAUUUUGUCUCUAUAUUAUCAAAACAUCUGUUCCCAACUCUCAUGAGCACCACCUGCGGGUUUGGCAUUAACUCGAUUUUAAUUUUCAUGACAGACAUUUGAAGCAGAUUCAUGUCGAGUAACAUCAAGGUGGUGUCGAGUUUUUGACCUGAGUUUUUACAAAGCUGCAUCCAUAAACCACACCAGAGAGGUUAACUUGAAGACAUCACCAUCGAAAUGAAUGUUUCCAUGUGGCCCCUGUUCUUUGAUGAUCAUUCAUGUAUUUUCUUGACAUUUUCUUAUGACCUAAAAGCCCUUACAAUGGACUAAAUCUACUUAUUAAGGCAAAACAGUAGUACCCGGAUCAAUAAAAAUGCAAGAAUCAGUAAAAAUAUUAACGCUC
Hibiscus syriacus is the source of this 1218-nucleotide messenger RNA. RefSeq names its product probable E3 ubiquitin-protein ligase XERICO. The record is from RefSeq and is a predicted model, not a curated record. The transcript is spliced from 4 exons. The coding region runs from base 239 to 838 and encodes 199 amino acids. Lineage: Eukaryota; Viridiplantae; Streptophyta; Magnoliopsida; Malvales; Malvaceae.